GCCCGGAAGUUUGAAUCCGUGCUCUCGCCCGUCGUUCAGGGUGAUAUCGCUCAGUCCAGAGCCUAACAUUUUCAUUUCAGGUUCUCUUAGUCGUCUCCGUUGCAAGCGCGUGCGACAAAUGGAAGCGGACUCGGUCACUCCACUCCUGCUCCUUCUACCGUUGUGUGCAAUUGCAUGGUUAUGUCUAAGCAAAAGGCGCCUAACAGUUCCUCCAGGACCCACACCGCUUCCCAUCAUCGGCAACACAUUCCAUAUGCCACGCAAGAACAUUGCGGAGUCCCUAGCACUGCUCUCCAAAACAUACAGUGAUAUCAUAUACAUGAACGUACUUGGACGGGAGCUGGUGAUCUUGAACUCAGCCGAGGCCGUGUUGGAGCUGUUCGACCAGCGGGGUGCCAUCUACAGUGACAGACCACGCACGAUCAUGGCAGGGGAACUUGUCGGCAAGAAGCACGCUGUACUGUUCCACGUCUACGAUGAGGAACUCAAGAAGCACAGACGCUUGCUACGGAAUGCUCUGGACUCCAGAGGCUCUCGCAAAUAUUGGCAAACGCAUUAUACGGAAUCGUUCAAAUUGCUCAAUGCAUUGCUACUCGCUCCGGAGCAGUUCGCUGCUCACUUUAGGAGAUCUGCAGGAUCAUUCACAUUGAAGGUGGCUUAUGGCUACGAAGUAAAAGCGGAAUCAGGCGAAGAUCGUUUCGUCACCCUUGCUGAGGAGUUGGCAUUCGUUACAGCCAAAGCAUCGAGGCCCGGGAGUUGGCUAGUGGACUCAAUCCCUGUAUUGCGCUAUAUUCCUACCUGGUUCCCUGGUAGUGGCUUCAAGCGGUGGGCACAAAAGGCGCGAAAGAUAACCGACGAGUUUGCUGCUGCUCCUUACAUGUAUGCGAAGUCCGCAGCGAACAACGGUAACGGGACUCGCUCAUUUGUCACGGAUACCACCGAACUGCUAGAAUCGGAACUCGGUAGAUCGCUGAACACAGACGAAGACAAUUUCUUGAAGUGGACCUCUGCCAGCAUAUACUCAGGUGGUACUGAUACGGCAGUUGCAGCCAACUUAUCGUUCGUGCUGUUCAUGGCAUUGUAUCCUCAUGUGCAACGCCGGGCACAGACCGAACUAGAUGAGAUUAUAGGAGCUGAACGUCUCGCACAGAUGGAAGAUCGGGAGCGACUUCCGUAUAUUGACGCCUUGAUCAAGGAGGUUCAUAGAUUCGGGACCGUCACUCCUCUUGUUCCUCACACCACCCUUGUCGACGAUGAAUAUCAUGGCUAUCGCAUUCCUAAGGGCAGCUGGAUAAUGGCAAACACCUGGGCUAUCAUGCGUGAUCACAAGCUGUUUCCUCAGCCUGACAGGUUCUGGCCCGAACGGUUUCUGCCGGAGGGCGGGGGUUGCACAGUGGACCCAAGAGAUUACGCCUUCGGAUACGGACGCAGGAGAUGCCCGGGUUUGGUGGUUGCUGAAUCGUCUCUUUUCAUCGCUGUAACACAUAUUCUGGCUGUGUUCACAAUAUCUGACCCGGUCAAUGAGUUUGGUGAGAAGAUCACAGAACCGGUGCCCUACACUGAUGCGCAUAUCUCGCACCCUACUCAUUUCAGCUGCAGUAUCAAGCCGCGUUCCCAAAGUGCCUCCGAGUUAAUCACUAACAUUUCUUUGUGACACCCAUUGUGCUUGCUUAAUAACUAUGUGUAUUUCUAUUGGUAUAUCCCUUCGCCACCUGCGUCUUACAAGAAGUCUCCGUUUCCUAUGACAUCCUCUCCU
This is a messenger RNA of Laetiporus sulphureus 93-53, 1756 nucleotides long. Its product is annotated as cytochrome P450. Bases 119 to 1654 code for a protein of 511 amino acids. NCBI's taxonomy places the organism in Eukaryota, Fungi, Basidiomycota, Agaricomycetes, Polyporales, Laetiporaceae. The transcript has 12 exons. Gene Ontology annotation, molecular function: monooxygenase activity; oxidoreductase activity, acting on paired donors, with incorporation or reduction of molecular oxygen; heme binding. The record is from RefSeq and is a predicted model, not a curated record.